UGAUGAAUUUGUUGAUGCUUGUUACACAAGAGAAAAGUUUGCACUAUGUUAUGGAUUUUCAGUAAGUCCAAUCAAUGGUCAAGAUAUGUGGCCAGAAGUUGAGAUGGAACCACCUCUACCACCUGCAUAUAAAAAUGGUCCUGGUAGACCUAAGAAGAUUAGGAUAAGAGAAAGUGGAGAGGAUGGUGCAAGGAAGAGAAGAUCUGGUGUUGCAUAUAAGUGCACCAAAUGUGAUAAUUUUGGUCACAAUGCUAUGACUUGUAAGGCUACCACUCAGGAUCCCAAUGCACUUAAAAGAAAGAGAAAACCUAAAAAAGGACAUGUGCCAACUGCAACUGAUAUGCCAACUGCAAAUGAUAUGCCAACUGCAUCUGAUAUGCCUGCCCCAACUGCAACUGAUAUGACUGUUCCAACAAAUGUGCCUGUUCCAACUGAUCCACAGCCUCCAACUGAUAUGCCUGUUCCAACUAUUAUGAGUCAAACAGGAUCUAGUGUGGCUGCCUCAAUCACAAAACAAUCCAGAAAAAGGGUUGAAAAAAAACCUAUCAUCAAAAGAAGGCAAAGUGAGAGGAUCAAGUUGAGUUGGUUUAAAAGACCCAUAACAGGUGAAGGAAUAUCUAGUGACAAACCAAUUACCCUACCAGAAAAUGAAGACAUACCCACUUCAAAAUGAGGGACUGAUUAUUAUGUUUCUGCUAUGUAUUUUGUAAUCCUUUUGGAAAACUCUU
Messenger RNA from Lathyrus oleraceus (garden pea), 728 nucleotides. RefSeq lists its product as uncharacterized. The record is from RefSeq and is a predicted model, not a curated record. The transcript has 2 exons. Bases 86 to 673 code for a protein of 195 amino acids. Lineage: Eukaryota; Viridiplantae; Streptophyta; Magnoliopsida; Fabales; Fabaceae.